CAAAAGUGUUGUUUUUGGCUGGUUACAUCACAGAAAACUCGAAGAGCUUCCAGUAGAAGUCCAAAAUGUCUUGCAAAUCACGCAGGUGCUAAAUUUCCUUGCACGGGGGAUAGCAAACGGAGUAGAAUAUUUGUGAACCGAGGGCUGGUGAACGAAUGGUCCGGGAGGUAAAUCAGGACGACGACAUCAUGAAUUCUGCAGUUAGCACCGAGUCUAUGGAUAUGACGGAGGAGGACAUGUCGCAAGUGGAGGGGUGCGGGCUGAGCGGCGGUUCGGACGAUGAAGACGAGUGCGCAUCGUCGCCGGCGGGCUCGGCGUACGAGGACGGCGCCGACGUCAUCAAGAGCGCCAUGAGCGACGAGGUCACCAAGCAGCUGGCUGCGGCAGGACCUGUUGGUAUGGCAGCAGCAGCGGCAAUAGCAUCUUCGAAGAAACGAAAAAGGCCGCAUUCCUUCGAGACCAACCCGUCAGUUAGAAAGAGACAUCAAAACAGACUUUUAAGAAAACUAAGGCAAACCAUAGAAGAGUUCGCAACGCGCGUCGGCCAGCAAGCUGUAGUGUUGGUGGCAACACCUGGCAAGCCCAACACCUCCUAUCGCGUGUUCGGUGCCAAGCCGCUAGAGGACGUCGUCCGCAAUCUACGCUGCAUGAUCAUGGAGGAGCUCGAGAAUGCCCUCGCGCAGCAGUUCGGUCUGGGCGGGUGCGGGCAGGCGCCGCCGCCGCCGCAGGACGACCCGUCACUGUUCGAGCUGCCGCCCCUCAUCAUCGACGGCAUACCCACGCCGGUGGAGAAGAUGACCCAGGCCCAGCUGCGGGCUUUCAUACCGCUCAUGCUCAAGUAUUCCAUGGUUCGCGGCAAACCGGGCUGGGGUCGCGACAGCACGCGGCCGCCGUGGUGGCCCAAAGACCUGCCGUGGGCGAACGUGCGCAUGGAUGCGCGCUCCGAGGACGAGAAACAAAAGAUGUCGUGGACGCACGCGCUGCGGCAGAUCGUGAUCAACUGCUACAAGUACCACGGCCGCGAAGACCUGCUGCCCGCAUUCACGGAGGAGGAUGACGACAAACCCGCCACCACCUCCGUGUCAUGCCUGGCGGCAGCAGCGGCGGCGUCCACUUCAUCAUCAUCGUCUUCGUCGCGCGCGCAGACCACGGUCCUCUCGUCGUCUCAAGUCUGCAUAGACCAGAUGACGCUCGCUGACGUUGAUAUGUCGGGAUACGCGCCAGCUGUCCUGCAGACGAUAACGAACCCCGACGGGUCCGUGUCUCUCAUCCAGGUGGACCCCAACAGCCCCAUCAUUACCCUACCGGACGGGACCACGGCGCAAGUGGUCAGUAUCCACGGCGGCGGUGAGGGAGGCGGAGUUUCGUUGGAGGGUGACGGUGCGGUGGCGGUUGACCUUAACGCGGUAGCCGAGGCCGCGCUCAACCACGACGGACAGAUUAUACUCACGUCUGAGGAUGGACACGGCUACCCCGUGUCCGUGUCGGGCGUGAUCACCGUCCCUGUGUCGGCGUCAGUCUACCAGUCCAUGGUGGCCUCUAUGACGCAGCAGGACGGCGUGUGCGUCGCGCCCAUAGUGCAGGUGGAACAGAACGGCGAAGGACUGGAGGCGCUGGGUAUGGGUGGCGGUGUGGCACAGGUGGUGCUGCAGGACGGCGGCCAGCAGGUGCUCCAGGUGCUCAGCCUCAAAGACGCCACUGUACUCACCAAGGCCAUGCAAGUGAAAUCCGAACGCGACGCGGUUGUAGCGGACUCCUAGCUGAUGACGCUUGUCGAGUCGCCGCGCCGGUAUGAACGCCGCGAGAGGCGGGACACGUGAACCCGCGACCCCCCCGGUACUGCACAUUACCGGAACGGCGUAUGACUCGAGUCUUAGCACUGGAGACCCAUUCGAUUGUAGCCUGCGCUUCUACAAUGAGUUUUUAACUAUAGUAUUUCUCUAUACUCGAUACCGACUACGUAAAAUUUUAGUAUGGAAAAUUUUACACCGCCUCUAGCAGUCACUUACGGAACUAAAAUCGCCAUGCUAAAUAUUUACGUAGUCAGUAUCGAGUAUCGAUAAAUACUAUAGCUUUUAACUCAUGGUAGAGAUACUGUGGUCACUAAAUACAUAGACUAUUGAGCUAUACGUGAAAUAUCUGCGGAAACGAUAGCUUAUUUGUGAAAGAGACGAGUGAUAGAUUUCUAUGUGUGCGGUGACCAGGCUACGGCAUGUACAAAUUGAGAAUUGCAUCUCGAAUAACAUACCUAUGGAUGACAAUGUAUAAAAGAAAAUAUGUUGACAAGCAAUUAGUACUUAUGUCUCUGAAAGUGUCAUGACCAUUUUAAUGUAGACUAUUUUAUUGCGUCAAGAAAGUGAUCGUAUACCUAGAAAGAAUGCGAUUCAAGAUUUUAAGUUUGGUAUACAAUAUUGUGUGCGCAGCUGAAUGGAUUUCGUGAGCUUUUAAGCUUUGGCGACUAUGGUAGGAAAUCAUUUACACUAUAGUAUUAAUUAUUGUAAGGAAAAUUGUGAUAACCAUUUAACCACUCUCAUUAUCUUUCAUUUGAAGCUUUACUAUAGAGAUAGUAUUAUAUUUAAUUACUAUUAUGCGGGUAGUCGUCAAAAAUUAAAAGUUGAUUAGAGAAAUUAUUGUUUAUGAGUGAGAUUUUUACAUGUACAGUAACACUUUGGUCGGGAGUUUUUUAAUUGAAGUACCGCCAUAUACAAAUAUUUAGGCUUAGAUGUAAAUUUUAUUACUCUCAUAACUAGGCUAAUUAUUAUUGUAACGUGAAACGUAAGACGUCAAGUGUAUUUCUAGUCAAUAUUAUGUACAAUAUAAAUAAUAUCUAAUGUUAAACGACUAAAGUGUUACUGCUUACAUUUUCAUAAACUAGGUGAUACCAGAGGGUAGGUAAGUGUAAACAUUGCCACGUUUUAUAAAAAAAAGUAAAUUCAAAGUGGAAUUGUCGUCCCUUGGCAAUUUGGAUGAGUGUGUUUUAAGAGUUUGAGUUUUAGGCAUUGUUUAUAUUUACUCGAUACCUACUAAUAAAAAUAUUUACGCAUUUGAUUUGCUACUCGAUGUUCUAUUUGUCUGAUUAACGAAGAUUAUAUUGUGGCAUUUCGUUGUGUAAAUAUUCUUAUUAGGAGGUACUACCCGUUCGCGCUAAGUUGGCCGCUGUCAACUGUCACGCGUUCUCUCACUCACUCACAGAAACGAGUGAGUGAGAGAACGAUAAACGCGUGACAGUUCACAGUUGACAGCGGCCAACUUAGCGCGAAAGGGUAGUAAGUGUUAAAGUGUAUAAUAUGUAAAAUACGAGUCACGCCUAGCAUAAUUGUAUGUGACGAGUCGUAACAUUGUCCGUGUUUUCUUACUCUUCUAUUAUAUUAUAGUAAUCGGCGUGUCAUGCGGCGCAUUUUAUUUUCAUUUUCUAAGUCAGUCUAAGUCGGUGCAAUAUUUUAAAGAUGCCAUUAACAUUUAUUUUACAUGUGAUUUGUUGCGUUAUACUUUUUAAUUUACAUUCCUUCUUUUAGUUUUAAGAACUUACUGUUAAGGAGACUGUUGAUAAUUUAUUUCUUAUUAUUUGUUGGCGUACGACGGUACUUAUUUUUCUAGUCUUAUCUCCAGUCAUUAGCAAAGAAUCUAGUCUACCGAUACUAAGAACGUUUUAUAUUAAAAUUGUACUAUACCUAGAUGAAUUAUUAAUAUAAUUGGCGUAUUUCAUACCCACUAGCGUCGGGACUCCCGGAGUCUCCCCUUAAUUCUAUCGGUGUUUAAUAUACGAGAUUUCGCUUAGCAAUACCUCGGCGCUGCGGGGCCCUCGAGUGUAGUUUCUGACGGAUGUAGUUUUGAACGAUAGUGGAUUCGAUUGUCGAGCACUACACUCGACUGGCUCCCGAGCGCCGGCAUUUCUUUAUUAUUAACCCUGUAUUAGCGUUAAAUUAGGACGAGGAUAGCAUAAGGUAGAGUUCAUAGCAAAGUACAAAUGAAAUAAUUUAAUUGUAAAGUACUUUACUUGUUCAAUGAAAGACAAUUAACGAAGUAGAGAUUUGUUUUCUUUUAGCAAUAUGUAUUUAUUUAAUUUAUUUGAAAAGUUUUAUUUAAAUUAUUGGAAAAUUAAGUUUAUUUAUACAUAGUGAGGUAACAAGCACAACUAUGUUAUUAAGUACAUGAUUUACGAUUGUAAAUAAUACGUAUGAAUGUGUGAAUAUUGCAAUCAUUAAAGUAUUUACGUACAAAA
Messenger RNA from Aricia agestis (brown argus), 4222 nucleotides. RefSeq names its product DNA-binding protein Ewg (gene ewg). Gene Ontology annotation, cellular component: nucleus. NCBI's taxonomy places the organism in Eukaryota, Metazoa, Arthropoda, Insecta, Lepidoptera, Lycaenidae. The coding region runs from base 156 to 1760 and encodes 534 amino acids. The record is from RefSeq and is a predicted model, not a curated record. Gene Ontology annotation, molecular function: RNA polymerase II cis-regulatory region sequence-specific DNA binding; DNA-binding transcription factor activity, RNA polymerase II-specific. The transcript is spliced from 15 exons. Gene Ontology annotation, biological process: regulation of transcription by RNA polymerase II.